This is a messenger RNA of Cyclospora cayetanensis, 1596 nucleotides long. RefSeq lists its product as uncharacterized. Gene Ontology annotation, cellular component: Swr1 complex. NCBI's taxonomy places the organism in Eukaryota, Apicomplexa, Conoidasida, Eucoccidiorida, Eimeriidae. The record is from RefSeq and is a predicted model, not a curated record. The transcript has 5 exons. Gene Ontology annotation, molecular function: nucleosome binding. The coding region runs from base 1 to 1596 and encodes 531 amino acids.
AUGCAGAACAACGGCAAGCGGGCGGUGCUCGACAUGGGCACAGGUUGCAUAAAGGCCGGAUGGGCUGGCGAAGGACGAGCGCGCUAUGUCUUACCCACAUGUGCUGGAGCGGUCCGUCGCCGGCCGCAGCUGUACCUAAGUGAGGAAUGUUACGCCUUGCAAGAGUACAUCUGCUCUCGGCCUAGUCAGGGGGGCCUGUGGGCUAAUCUGGAGAUGCUGCGAGACAUCAUCGACAUGUCCUUUGGCCGAAAGUAUCUCGGAACCGAUCCCAAAGAAUUAAGCGGCGUGGCCCUGACAGAGCCUCUCCUUACACCGGCCCCCCUUAGACACCACAUUAGUGAAAUCCUAUUCGAGGACUUGGGUGUGGAGAGGCUGUCCAUUGUUGCUGCGCAAGCCGUUGUUCCCUACGCCUUCUGGGGUAUGGGGUGGGGGUCCCAUGAUAUGUGUGCUCCCCCUCGAGCUAAGCGCAUGGCCAUUACUUGCUAUAGCGGGCCCGAUCUGGAUCCUCAGGAACCUUCGGGCCCCGUGGGCGGCCCCUUGAAAGGAAAGGGGGCACCUUGCGCCGACCCCUGUUUUUCUCCUCGGCUUGCAGCCACUACCCCGUCAGCAGAAGGAGUAGACCUAAGUAUGACGGGCCACGUCAGCCCUGGUCGCAAUCCAUUCGGCUUAAUCGUCGAUGUCGGGUUUAGCGCCUCGCACGCAGUCCCGGUAGUGAACUACACGACCUUGGAGGCCUCGGCGCUGCGAUCGGAGAUCGGAGGCACCCAUGCCAAUGCCUACUUAAAGAACCUUCUCCUCACGCGAGGCCUCAGCCUCGAGAAAAAUGAGCUCUUCGCGCAGAAGCUCAAGGAGGAAACGUGUUUUAUUGCGCGAGAUCCUAUGGGAGUUCUAAAACGCCUUAGCACUCUUCCGGGGGGCAGAAGGGCGGCUCAUUUGGGAGGGCCCUUGCUUGUGGAGAGGGAGACCCCCGAUUAUUCAUUAUCUAAGGCGCAACUGGCCACCUACUUCCACACGCACUCUCCCGCACCCAUCCCGGACUUAUCUUCUCUCAAGGAUUCUGGCGACUCUCACGCACGAACUGGCAGCACAAAUGACAACCAGCACAUUGGUGGCAGUGGGGAGACAGCCACGAAGUGCUCGACACCCUCAGCAACAUCGAGAGACCCUCACCCACCCUCCUCAGCAGAGGUGUCCUGGGUCGCACCCGCUGCUCCCACGAGGCCUACAGUAAAGCUGACGACAGAAAGGCUCAUAGUGCCCGAGAUCUUGUUUCAUCCCCAAGACGGAGGUAGUACAGAGUGUGGCGUCGCGGAGCUUAUAUACCGCGCGAUAUGCAAGGCCCCCAUCGAGGCGCAACCCUUUCUGGCCUCCCAGAUCUUUCUCGUUGGCGGCAGCACCAAGUUCUGGGGUUUUAGGGAAAGGCUGUGCAAUGACCUGCGGGCUAUGCUACCCGAGCACUGGCCAAUUCACAUAUACCAGCACGAAGACCCUCAGCACAGUGCUUGGUUGGGUGCCAGCAACUGGGCUCACGAUGACGGCGUGUACCUGCAAUUCUCAGUGUCGAGGCAACAGUUCCUCGAGACCGGACUUAUGUGA